Belonocnema kinseyi is the source of this 1555-nucleotide messenger RNA. Its product is annotated as 15-hydroxyprostaglandin dehydrogenase [NAD(+)]-like. Gene Ontology annotation, cellular component: cytoplasm. The record is from RefSeq and is a predicted model, not a curated record. The transcript is spliced from 7 exons. Gene Ontology annotation, molecular function: oxidoreductase activity, acting on the CH-OH group of donors, NAD or NADP as acceptor. Lineage: Eukaryota; Metazoa; Arthropoda; Insecta; Hymenoptera; Cynipidae. The coding region runs from base 120 to 1103 and encodes 327 amino acids.
UUUUGCGUUUACAAUUAAAGUUCAGUUCUUCUCAAGUCGUGUUGCACUCAUUAUAAACCCGAAUUUUAAAUUCGAAAUUGCGAUUUAAUUAUUCGUCUGUAAAUAAAAAUUAUAAAUCAAUGGAAGCUACCAAUCUCGCAGUUCCCGAUUUCGGAAACAGUUGCCGUCGUUCUUCUGUAACAGAAAAAUUAAGGGAAAUGGAAGAAAUUACUGGCAUCGUUUCCGGAAAAAAUGUUUUGAUUACAGGAGGAGCUGCAGGACUCGGGCAUGCAUUUGUCAAUCACUUUUUACAACAUGGAGCAAACAAAAUAGCAAUUUUGGAUAUUGACCUCGUAACUGGAAAUAAAAUAUCAGCUGCAGUCGAAAAAAAUCAUGGUGAAGGAAAACUUAUUUUUAUUCAUGUUGAUGUCUCGAAACAUGAACAAACUGUUGAUGCUUUUAAUGCUGCAAUAUUGGCUAUGGAAAACAUUGACAUUGUGGUGAACAAUGCAGGAAUUUUGGAUGAAAGAAGAUGGGAAAGAGAAAUUGCUGUAAAUAUUGGCGGCAUGAUGUCAAUUGCGAUGUUGUCAGUAGGACAUAUGUCAAAGGAAAAAGGUGGACGUGGUGGAGUUUUAGUAAAUAUUGCUCAGCAUCUUGACUUUAGAUGGACAGCACAACUUCCGGUUUAUACGGCCACGAAACACGCGAUUAUUGGAUUAUCCCAAUCCUUAGCAAUGCAGUACAGUUUUAACAAAACUGGUAUUCGAGUUUUAACUUUAACUCCAGGUUUAACAGAAACUGCUUUGACAAUUGAUAGUCCAAACAAAUUACUUUCAAGAGUGAUGAAAGCAGAUUUUGUUAAAAGUCUUGAACAACUACCAAUACAAACACCUUUUGUAGUAGCACAAGGACUCGGCUCAAUCCUACGAACUGGAGAAUCCGGCAGUAUUUGGGUGAUCGAAAACGGAAGUUCACCCUAUGAAGUUUUAGUUCCGUAUUACAAAAGUUUGCAGCGCCGAUACAAAAACAACUUUACAAUGGCUGAAACCGUAAAAGUUGCAAAAGGUCGACCAAUAAGAGAAGUUUGCGAUAAUACGAGAACAGGUCUGAUGAGCUGUGCUUGACAGAACUAGUCAUUUUUUGCACACAAAAAAUAUGUAUCUGCAAGUUCUUAAAAAAAUCCUAAGAUUUUAUCUGAUCGAGGUAGAAGACCCUUGACGCAGAAUUUAAUCAGCACACCGGGAUAUCACAAAUGGAAUAUCAGCGUUCCUCCGAAAUGGAAUGAAAUCAGAGUAGGAGAAAAAAUUCUCUUUGUUAUUUGAGCUCUUCAAAGAGCGAAAGAAUUAACGGUGAGAUCAAAAAGCCUUUGGAUUCCGGCUUCGAUCAACUGAGAAAAAUUCAAUAACACACUGACUGACGAAUGACAAAAAAGAAAUUGUUUAAUUUUAAUAUUUUUGAGAGACUGCUUGAUAUUGAUCGAAAAUAGUGUUAAACUGAUGGUAAUCGAAGUAGAUCUCAAUCAUUGUUAUAAACGAUACUUAGAAUUAAGGACAAUAAAUAUUUUUCAUAAAAAAUA